This is a messenger RNA of Ascochyta rabiei, 2031 nucleotides long. RefSeq lists its product as uncharacterized. Lineage: Eukaryota; Fungi; Ascomycota; Dothideomycetes; Pleosporales; Didymellaceae. The coding region runs from base 1 to 2031 and encodes 676 amino acids. The transcript is spliced from 6 exons. The record is from RefSeq and is a predicted model, not a curated record.
AUGUCGCGUUCAGCGGCGCUGAAGUUGAAGAACGAUCGCAUACAGGAUGAUCUGAGCAACACAAUGGAGCUAUACUGGUAUCUGCAGACACAAUCUAGAGAAAAUGCUGCGAAGGCUUUGGAACUUAUACAAUCGGGAUUGAAGCCUGCUCGGGUGUUGCAACAAGUACAUCCUGGUCCUACAAACAAAUCACCUGAAGAGCAACCUGCUGAGUCAGAAGGAGAACCCACCGUUGAUCAGUCCUCCAACAGCGCAACCAUACCUGCGAGUACACCCGCAAACACAUCCGCGAACGUAAUUGCAGGCACAAUUGCAAGCACAACCGAAAGCACGUCGAAGGAACGCAGCUCUCCAGAAUUUGAACCACUCCAGCAAUCUGCAUUUCAUCCUUCUAAUGUUAUUCCAGUCUUGACUCGAGGCGUCGAGUCUUUCUUGCUCUGCACCGGAUGCAUCUUCCAUAUCUACGAUGCGAGCGAUGCGCAAGCCAAGUUGAAUGUUGCUCGAGCCUUCAUUGAGAAAGUCGGCGAGACAUGGGCCCAGCCAUCUUACGGGAGCCCUCUUAUAGACGAGUCUAGAGUCAUAUUGACCCCUGUGUGUAUCAUGGCUGCUCUUGGCCUCCAGUACACAAAGUAUCCUAUUCCUGCUUUAGGCAUUCGACCAUCUUCUGAAGACGGUACUCAUCGAUACGUCACAAUUUUCUACGAGAUAGCGAAACGAUACUUGGAUGUUCUCAUUGAGAGGAAUGUGCUCGAAGCGAUGAGAGCCUGUGCCGCUUUCUGUGUUUUCAACACCAUUGGUCAUGCGACAGUUGCAUUAAACUAUGCCUACAUGGGUAUCAAUGUGGCAUUCAACAACGGUCUUCCUCUCCUUCUCGACUCUUGCGGUAUUGAAACCAAAGACUGGCCAAGCUACAAGCGGGUGUUGAGAACUCUCGGCACUUUACACGACUGGCUCGUUAGCACCUUGGGUUUCGUACCACAGGAUCUAUUUGGGGCUCAAGCAAAGACAUCUACCUUAUUAGACCAGGAACCCGCAACACCGGCUGAAAUCAUUCAACAAAAACUGGCCAAAGUGGUGCACAUAGAAGCCGACCUGCUUCGGAGCGUCGCAAGCUUCGAGACCAUCACAUCGCCAUUUUUCGCCUAUGUUCGCAGAGAUCUCCUGCAAUGGUACGAGGAACUGCCGGUGUGGAUGCGUCUCGACUCGCUUGUCGUAGCAGAAUCUCGCCCCUCUAGCACGAUAAGAACGAUUUAUUUGGUUCACUUGUUCUACUUGUCGGCCAACAUCCUCGUAGCUCGCCUUGCUCAUAAGCAACUAUGCAGCUAUUCGACUCCGGGACGAAGCGCUGAAAUGAGAAUUGCGGUCGGUGAUGGGUUAGUGGCUGCACGCACUGCUGCGCGUAUUCUCCAGUUGCAGCUCGAUGAUUUGACCAUCUACCAGAGAUGUUGGUGCUGCGAGUUCGCAGCAUACAUGGCCUGCCUGACGCUGUUACACAGCACGACACAAUUGGUACUCAAUGGUUACUCACAACCAACUUGGCAGAAAGAGCUUUCCUACGCCAAGUCGUGCAUAGACGUUCUUGAAUACUGUGCACUUGUCGACAAGAUUGCGCGAAACUUCCUGAAGGUCACGAUUCGCUACUACAAUGUACUGCUGGCGAUAGCAGAGCCAAACGUUGCUGCUUCGGACGGAACUCCACCAGACGGAUUCGACCACCUUUUCAGCACCUCUGAGAGCACGUAUGCGCACCUGGUGAGCGCAUCUGCAGGUUUAGUCAACCUCCUCAGCCAUCCAUUUGGAUCUCCAUCCGACUUGAUGAUGGAGAAUACUCUCGAGGCUAAAGUCGGUCUCGGUUGCGAGCUGGGACAGGAUUCGCUCUCAACUCCACCUCAGAACACCACGUUGAAUGCCAGCUCCGACCGAGUUCUCUCGCUACGCAAGGUAAUGAGCACAAGUUUGCAAAACAGCUGUCUGCUCGGUUCAUCGCAGCCGCAUGAUUGGAGCCCACUCCUUGACAUGGGUAGCCUAUAG